AUGGGCUUCGUUGUUGUCCCCGCCACUCUCCCCGAUAUCCGAGCCAUCUACGAUGUCUGGUUUGCGGCUUUCAAAGGCCAAUUGAUCCUGGACCUCAUCUACCCAGGAACCGAUCUCAACGAUGAGGCUUUCCGCAAAGUUCACACCGAAGGAACUCUUGGAUACUGGAAAGGGUUGAGCAUGGAGCACACCUUCCAGUGCAUUGACACCGACACUAGUAAAAUCGCCGGUAUGGCAACAUGGCAAGUCUACUGGCGGGGAAGGUCCGACGAAGAGCGUCAGAAGCCCUGGAUUGGAUGGUUAGAGGGUGAAAAUCGAGCGCGUGCCGAGGGCUUUUUGGAACAGCUUUGGGAAAAGAGGGAGAAGUGGAUUGGGCCCAAGAGGCACGUGUACUGUCACACAGUUGCAGUGCAUCCAGACUACCAGGGUAAAGGUAUCGGAGCACAGCUUAUGCAAUGGGGAAUGAAUGUAGCAGAGCAGCUGAAUUUGCCGGUUUACCUUGAGUCAACAGUGGAGGGAGUCCCAUUGUACCAGAAGCUUGGCUUCCAGACUCUCUCCGAGGACGUUCUGUUUAAGCCUGAGAUUACCAGGUCGGACAAAGAAGUUCGAGCACCACUCAUGGUGAAAAUGCCCACAGCUGCAGGAAACACAACAUUCGAGGAAUGGGCGGCGGACAAAAGUUCAUCUGUGUAA
Messenger RNA from Penicillium griseofulvum, 693 nucleotides. RefSeq names its product GNAT family N-acetyltransferase. NCBI's taxonomy places the organism in Eukaryota, Fungi, Ascomycota, Eurotiomycetes, Eurotiales, Aspergillaceae. The record is from RefSeq and is a predicted model, not a curated record. Gene Ontology annotation, molecular function: acyltransferase activity, transferring groups other than amino-acyl groups. The transcript has 2 exons. Bases 1 to 693 code for a protein of 230 amino acids.